AUGAAGAGUAUUAAAAGAGGUAUAAAAUUUGAUGAAACUAGUUAAAUAAAUAUUUUAAAAUCUAUUUAGGUAGGUUACUCUAUGGCCUAUGCUUGUCUAGAUCUCGCCUACAUCCACUUUUAUAUUAUGUUUUUAUGCUUUACAUACAGAGCAUCGGAACAAAAGCAGUGGAGCGAUUAACCUAUCUAAUAUUACAAAAGAACCCUCAACGCGUAACCGCAAGCAAUCUAUUAAUUUGAAUAAAACGAGUUUGAGUUCACCUCGAAAUAUCGAUGACAAUCUACCUCACGAUAACGAACAAUAUGUUAGUCCGUCCGUAAGUAAUAUUGAUUUUACGGCAGACGUGCCCCAGCCUAAUUCUCAAACUAAACAGAAAGUAGAUCUUACGGCAGACGAUCGUAUGGCAGACGAGUCCCAGCCUAAUUCCCUAAUUAAACAGAAAGUAGAUCUUACGGCAGACGAGCCUCUGCCAAACCCCUUAAUCGCCCAGAAUAAAGAAAUUAACUUACCCAAGAACGGGAAUUCAAACUCGAAAACAAAAUUUAACCGCGUCAGUAACGAAGAUAAAAAUAACAAGUACGUCAACUCUCCCAAAAGCUCUAUCCCUUGCCCCUUUCUAUCCCGCCGAGGAUGGUGCGCUAAAGGGAACCGUUGUGAUUUUCAGCAUAAAGAGCCUGGUCGUGACAAACACAAAAUAUCCUGUCCUUUUCUACGAAGGAAUGGUUUUUGUUUGAAAGGGGAUCGAUGUGAUUAUUCUCAUAUCGGUUUUUCUCAUGGUAUGGUGGCUCCCAGACCCAGGAUGAACGCCACUGCUUAUCCAAGUUCUUCCCUACAUACCCCUAUCUAUCAAUGUGCUCCCCCUUUUCAACCAGAUACGAGACACAACACAAGGUCACCUUUUUUGUCCCAUUCCCCCUGGCCUAUGAUUCCUCCUUUCCCCCUCCCACUGAUGAAUGCUCUUACUUGGCCCCCGCUGACAUACUGAACAUCCACGAUCAUAAACUCAUGACAUCUCCCCCUUAUCAGGAAAACCUACAAAACAUAACGGUUAGAAUCACAAACAGAAGUUUUAACAAAUCUUAUAAAAUACCCUCAAGAACACACGGUAUUUUAAUUACUGUCUCAUUUAAAACCCAAAAUGAGAACAAAAAGACGUUCGUGCCCAAAAUAUUACUCACAAACACCAUGUCACUCACCCCUAAAAUUGACGAAGUCUCUUGUUUUAUGAAAAUUCACAAUCCAGACGCUGCUUGUAUCACCGAAACUUGGCUCCAUGGAUCAAUUGACGAAUCGUGUCUUUAUAUAGAUGGAUAUAAUUUCAUCUUCAAAAACCGUUCAGUGGGCUGUCAUGGAGGUGUGGGUUUAUAUAUUAAGAACUCAAUAUCCUUUGAAUGUUUAGACCAUCUACAGCAUCCCUUGUUAGAGGUUCUCUGGGUACGUCUUACUCCCAAAAGAUUACCCCGUGGAUUUACCUGUCUUGUAAUUGGCGUAAUAUACCACCCACCACGCGCCGAUGAUCAUGAAAUGCUCAGUUACCUUUCAAUAUCACUUACCACCAUUGAAAGCAAUUAUCCAGGCUGUGGUCUAAUGUUAUCAGGAGACUUCAACCAAUUAAAAGUUAACCGUUUACUGAACCAGUUUCAAUGCAAACAAAUGAUCAAUGUUUCUACCAGAGCUGACAAGACUCUUGACCUAAUUAUUACCAACUUAUACUCGUUUUACGCUAAAGACUCUGUAGAGAAACAUCCUCCCUUUGGCCUCUCAGAUCACAAUGUGGUCAUUCUAAACCCUAAAAACAGAUGCGAUAAAUCAGGUAGUCGAAAGGUCGUCAUAAGUAGAGACAUGCGUCCCAGUAAAAAGAGCGAACUCGGAAGAUACCUAACCUCCUGUAAUUGGUCCAUCCUAAAUCAUCUCGAAACCUGUGAAGAAAAACUUGAGCUUUUCACUGAUCUUAUUAACCUGGGUAUCAAUAUCCUAAUGCCCAAAAGAAGAAUAACACUACAUGUGAAUGAUCCCCCUUGGAUCACAGCUAAUUUUAAGAUUCUUAUAAAAAAACGCCAAGCAGCAUUUUCUAACGGCAAUAACGAACUGUUUAGGUAUUACCGCAACCGAGUUAAUCGCGAAAGAAAAAAAUGCCGUGAAAAGUUUUAUUCGUUGAAGGUUGAACAUCUAAAAAAGUCAAAACCAAGUCGUUGGUGGAAAGAAGUAAAACAGAUUGCUGGUAUGACCCCCUCAACGGGAGCGGAAGAUCUAUAUAACCAAAUUCACAUUGACGAUAUUGACCGGAAGUCUCCAAAUGAGAUUGCAAAUCUCAUAAACACAGCCUUCCUAGACCCCAUGAAAACUUACCAACCUCUUACUUCUCUUCCCUCCUACGAUCCAAAUGACUCUGUCCUCCAUCUCGACGAAUUUGAUGUGUAUAAAGGGCUUGCGUCCCUUAACCCCAGAAAAGCCUCAGGCCCAGACGGUGUUCCGAAUUGGGUGUUAAACGAAUAUGCAGAAGUCCUCGCCCAGCCUGUCAGUUCGAUUCUCAAUAGCAGUUUUAAUGAACAACGACUCCCUGCCUCGUGGAAAGCAGCUGAUGUUGUUCCAAUCAUAAAAACGAAACCGGUAACUGAAAUUUGUAAACAUUUAAGACCAAUAUCCCUCACCCCAGCCCUUUCUAAAGUAGCAGAAGAAUUCGUUGUUUCUAAAUAGAUAGGGCCAGCUAUUCUGUGUCAAAUGGACCCCAACCAAUUUGGAGUGAUACCAAAAUCCUCUACAUCUAUGGCAGCGAUAUCAAUAAUCCACAAUUGGUCCCAAUCAACUGAUGGCACUGGCGCAGCAGUCAGAGUAGCCCUGUUCGACUAUAAAAAAGCGUUUGACCUUAUUGACCAUUGUAUACUCGCUGAUAAAAUCUCCAGAUUACCAAUUCCGAAGGCAGUCGUACGCCGGACUAUUGAUUUUUUAUUGGACAGAAAACAAAGAGUUAAACUCGCAACCGACUGCGUUUCAGAGUGGGGUGCUGUCGCGGCUGGUGUCCCUCAAGGGACGAAACUUGGGCCAUGGCUUUUUCGAUGGAUGAUCAAUAAUCUUAAAAUCACUGAAGUAUCUACUUGGAAGUAUGUCGAUGAUACAACCGUUUCUGAGGUUGUUAAAAACGGCGAUACCAGCAAAGCCCAAGACGCAGUUACCACAGUAGAAAACUGGUCGAAUUCCAACAGAUUACUUCUUAAUGCAGAUAAAUGUAAAGAACUCCAAAUCGACUUUAAAUCCACGAAACAGAACUUCGACCCUCUUACAGUCUACGGGAAGAAAUUGCCGGUUGUCCAAAACGCUAAAAUUCUAGGCCUCACCAUCUCUAGUAACCUUAAAUGGACUAACCACAUUAACGAAGUCAUCAAAAAAGCUAACAAACGUCUUUACUUCAUUAUCUUACUUAAGCGCGCAAAAGUCAGUCCGAAAGACAUUGUAAACUUUUACUGUACAGUUAUCAGGCCCAUUUUGGAAUAUUGUGCCCCGAUUUUCCAUUACUCAAUCCCAUCCUUCCUGUCAGAAGAUCUUGAGACGGUACAAAAGCGAGCACUGAAGAUCAUUUUACCCGCGAACUCAUAUAGCGAAACUUUAGAAUAUUUCAAUCUUCAAACUUUGUUUCAAAGACGCGAAGAAAUGUGUAACAAACUUUUUACGAAUAUUACUAACAAUCCGACACACAAACUGCAUAAUUUACUGCCUCCCAAACAUGAGUCGGUUUACCAACUUAGGAACAAUAGACUGUUUGAACGAUUCGAAACUAAUACAGAAAGAUUUAAAAAAACUUUUAUUCCUAUGUCUAGUAACUUAAGUUAAUGUAAUUUUUAGUACUAAGCGUUUUAAUUAAUGACCAUUUGUAAAUAUGCCUAAUUAACCCAUAUUCUAUCUUUUAAAUAAUGUUUUAUAUACUCUUGUAAAUCACGCAAUUCAGCUGUCUAGCUGCAAGGUGAAUUUUAAAUACACUAUCUAUCUAUCUACACUAUCUAUCUAUCUAUCUUUCUUUCUUGAAAUUUACAAAAUCUUGCAAAAGCGAGCAAAAAUGAAAUAUAUUUGCCAGAAAUUUAUCAAUCAACAUAUCAAGAAAUGUUUGCUAUUUCGCUGUCGUCAUGCAGUCGUUAUAAUGCAAACUUUAAAUUGGACCAAUCACAAUGUUCGCUAUUCAUACGUGACAGUCCCCCAUAUUUUUGACAUCAGUGAGGAUGACCACCUACGCACAGUGAGCCACGCCCGCGAUCAUUGGUGAACUUUAGACUUCGCUAAUGCUUUCGUUUCCCCGGGUGUAAAUAGCCGGGGAGAAUUAGUACCCUUGCCACAAAAUAGAAAUAGAGCAGAAGCUUCACUCGAGUCGGAACCUUUGAAGUUUUUGUGCCGGCACAUGUUACUUCCGGAUCUUGGCCGCCAGGUUGAAAGCAACCAACUCUGGUCCAAAACAUUAUAAACUAAUAUGGCAAAACUUGUCUUUCAUAACUUUAAAUGGGUAUAUCGUCGUUAUUUUAUGGUGGAUGUCAUUGAAAUUUUCAGGACGUACAAAAGAAAGGUAGAUUAUUCAUUUUGUUAUAAUACAAGCUUAUUGAAUGAUGCUAAAAUUGUCAUUUUAAACGCAUUGCAAACUGUAUGUGCUGUUUUGGCACCGAUGGAUAUAUACGCAUUAUGUUGUUUUUCUGAGUGCAGUUUGAAACUAUUGCAACUACUAUUCUACUUAACUUGAAGAAAAAUGCGUCAUGUCUUGUUUUUAGAACGCAGUAGGUUGAACUUUUUUAAUUUUAGGCGCAUAUUAUACUGUGAAUAUCCUUAUAAUUCGUACUACUAUUCGUACUAAAUUAUAUACCUGAUUAGUGAAAGGGGAUGUGAUGUCUUUGUAUUGGGCUUCUUUUCUUAAUUAACAAAAACGUUUUUGGACUAAACUAAGUAAACUGCGCGAGUAGAAUCCAUUUUCACCAGAUCUGGUUUAUAGUUUGUAACUUUGAUAUUAAACUUUGAUUGCUGGUAACAGUAAUGAGUACGAUAUUUGUUCACAUCUGUAUCAAGCAAUUGAUGGUGGAGCAGACUAACUUGCCAGAAGUUACAGUUCAUGACCCAAAAUUGCAACACACCAAUCUCUUGUAGAUUUACUCAACAAGCAUCAUCUUAAUUAAUGAUUUCACCUGUUAUCAAUUACUAUCAGCAUUGUUAGGUUUACCAUCUUAGUGAAGGAGCGAGACUAAUUAAGUUCCAAAAUAAUAAAAUAUUGCACAUUCAAACUGUGUAGCUCAGUCUGGAAUGUAUUGGUCUUGUAAACCAGGGGUUGUGGGCUGCAUUCUUACUGUGGUAAAGUUGAUUUUUCAGCUUGCCUGGUAUAGAUUUACUCAGUGUAGCAACAUCUUAGUAAUUUCUCCUGUGUAUAAUUACCAUCAACAUUAGAUUUAACACCAGCCUUGUAUCUUACAGUUCAGUUCUUAUGUACUUUGGUGUAAAAGAUUUUAAGCAAUAUAACUUGUAGAAUUUAUAUUGCUUAAUUGUUUUGGCAACACAGCAUAUUGUCCAGUGCACAUGGUUAAAGAUGUGCUACCUUCAAAUAUUUUCUGUUCUUCUUUUUAGUGUUGGAAAGUUCACGAUUGGCAAAUUUCAAGCUGUAGUAAAUGCACAACCUCAAAAACAAUUUUUGUAUCUUUCAUGAUGUAGUCCAGAAAGCAGUUUCUUGGAACAUGAAGACUUUCAAAUGUGUUUUCUGUUUGAUCAAAGGCCUUAAAGAAACAAAACUGCUUCCUGUUAUCAUCUAGGUCAUUACAUUGGAUGGCAUUUGUGCAGAGGAGGAGUGGUCACUAUACCGUGAUGCAUUGCGAUUAAUCCAAUUAAUUAUAUAUUAUUCAUUUCCACGAGCGGGCGCUUAUUGUUCUCCUGACCUUCAACAUCAAAACAACAAGAGUGAGAUUAUAUGGCGGAUUUUGUAAAGCCGACCACCGCCAUAAAGCUUCAGUUUUGGAACGACACGAUCUUCUUUUUGUUCAUUGUGUAUCGUCAGAGCCUACGCUGUUGGUUCCUAUGGGUUAUCGUGUGUUCAGCUUUGAAUGCCGUGAGAUUCACAUCAGUUUUUUGGAUAGUUUGCAUAUCAGAAGAAUCGGUAUUUUAAUAAUUGUCUAUUUGUCUCUAAAAGUUGAUGAAAUAUUGCAAUAGCCCAGCAUUGAUAGAGAUACAUUCCAGUUGUGCUUUUAGGGUAAGUCGUUUGCUUUAAUCGUUAAAGCGAGUACAAAGGCAAUGUACCUACACAAUGCUUUUUCUAUGAUUCAGAUUUUUAUAGCCAAUGUUGGUAACAAUAUUUGUGCUUUCCAUUUUGAAUAUAUGCAUAUAGAGCUAAAAUAGUUUAAGUUUAUAGAGAAGCUUAGACUGUUCAUUUGGUUUGAUCAUAGAGGUUUGAUUACUUUGGUAUUUUAUUACUAUUAAAGUAAUUAUCCAUUGAAUUGCAUGAGUCACAUCAAUUGCACCCUACUUGAUUAUUUUACUCUGUCUCAUGCCAGAUUGUUUUACUGUCUAAUGGCAGCUGGCCUAUCUGCCCAUGUGUCUAGUUAACCCAUUGGCAUUGAGUCACACUGUCCCCGCAUGUGCCCUGCUUUAAUAUUUUACUUUGUUAAACUGAAUGUUGUUUUUAUGUUGCAGUUCUCUGACCUCAGUGAUCUCGGGGCAAGAUGGAACAGGACAAUCUCUUAUCUUUGAGAAUGUUAUUUUAUGGGAAUUCGAUAUUCUGCCAUCCCCACUUUCUCAAACAAUUCAACCUGGAGAUCCAGAUACUGUUAAUGAAGAGUUGGACAGUGUGCUGUCACCAAUAAAUUUACAAGGGCAAACUGGAUGUAACUGUGAUCUACAACCAAUAAAUUUACAAGGGCAAACUGGAUGUAACUGUAAUCUACAACCAAUAAAUUUACAAGGGCAAACUGGAUGUAACUGUGAUCUACAACCAAUAAAUUUACAAGGGCAAACUGGAUGUAACUGUGAUCUACAACCAAUAAAUUCUAUGUGCUAGGUGGAUAUUACUCCACAGUACAGCAUUGUUGAUUGUGAAAAGUGGACCAUGGGACAGAGAUGAUCCAAGAAACAAUUAUAACAGUCACAUGGAUUACUAG
Paramuricea clavata is the source of this 7109-nucleotide messenger RNA. NCBI's taxonomy places the organism in Eukaryota, Metazoa, Cnidaria, Anthozoa, Malacalcyonacea, Plexauridae. The record is from the annotation of a GenBank genome assembly.